GCCCCACCGCGCGCCCUGAGCCCGCCGGGGCCUCGGCGGGGAGAUGAACGCGCCGCUGGACGGCCUGUCGGUGAGCUCGUCCUCCACCGGCUCGCUGGGCUCGGCGGCCGGGCCGGGCGGCGGCGGGGGCGCGGGGCUGCGGCUGCUGUCUGCCAACGUGCGCCAGCUGCACCAGGCGCUGACGGCGCUGCUGAGCGAGGCGGAGCGGGAGCAGUUCACGCACUGCCUGAACGCGUACCACGCGCGCCGCAACGUCUUCGACCUGGUGCGCACCCUGCGCGUGCUGCUGGACAGCCCGGGCAAGCGGCGCCUGCUGCCCAUGCUGCGUCUGGUCAUCCCGCGCUCCGACCAGCUGCUCUUCGACCAGUACACGGCCGAGGGCCUCUACCUGCCCGCCACCACCCCCUACAGGCAGGCCGCCUGGGGCGCCCCCGACGGCGCGGGGCCCGGGGAGGUGCGCCUGGUGAGCCUGCGGCGCGCCAAGGCCCACGAGGGCUUGGGCUUCAGCAUUCGCGGGGGCUCGGAGCACGGCGUGGGCAUCUACGUGUCGCUGGUGGAGCCAGGCUCUCUGGCCGAGAAGGAGGGGCUGCGAGUCGGGGACCAGAUUCUGCGUGUCAACGAUAAAUCCCUGGCCCGGGUGACCCACGCUGAGGCCGUCAAGGCUCUCAAGGGCUCCAAGAAGCUGGUACUGUCAGUGUACUCGGCGGGGCGCAUCCCCGGGGGCUACGUCACCAACCACGUCUACACCUGGGUGGACCCGCAGGGCCGCAGCAUCUCCCCGCCCUCCGGCCUGCCCCAGCCCCACGGCAGCGCCCUGAGGCAGCGCGAGGGGGACCGGAGGAGCACCCUGCACCUCCUGCAGGGCGGGGACGAGAAAAAGGUGAACCUCGUGCUGGGGGAAGGCCGGUCCCUGGGCCUCACGAUCCGCGGGGGAGCCGAGUAUGGCCUGGGCAUUUACAUCACUGGCGUGGACCCAGGCUCCGAAGCAGAAAGCAGUGGGCUCAAGGUUGGGGACCAGAUUCUGGAGGUGAAUGGGCAGAGCUUUCUCAGUAUCCUGCACGACGAAGCGGUCAGGAUGCUCAAGUCUUCCCAGCACCUCAUCCUGACAGUGAAGGACGUCGGGAGGCUGCCCCAUGCCCGCACCACCGUGGACGAGACCAAGUGGAUUGCCAGUUCCCGGAUUGGGGACACCGCCACGAACUUGGCAGGGUUUCCUGGGGAUCUCAUACCUGAAGGGACAGACAAGCUGGGGUUUUACAAGGGGCCAGCCGGCUCCCAGGUGACGCUGAGCAGCCUGGGGAACCAGACGCGCGUGGUGCUGGAGGAGCAGGCCCGGCAUCUGCUGAGCGAGCAGGAGCGCGCCACCAUGGCCUACUACCUGGAGGAGUACCGCCUCGGCAGCGUCUCCGUGGACGCCCUCGUCAUGGCUCUGUGUGAGCUGCUCAACACCCACGCCAAGUUCUCGCUCCUGUCCGAGGUGAGGGGCACCAUCUCCCCGCAAGACCUGGACCGCUUCGACCACCUGGUGCUGAGGCGGGAGAUUGAGUCAAUGAAGGCGCGGCAGCCCCCGGGCCCUGGGGCCGGGGACACCUACUCCACGGUCUCCUACAGCGACACGGGCUCGUCCACGGGCAGCCACGGCACCUCCACCACCGUCAGCUCGGCCAGGAACACUCUGGACCUGGAGGAAACUGGCGAGGCUGUCCAGGGCAAUGUGAACGCCCUCCCGGAUGUGUCCCUGGAUGAUGUCAAAUCCUCCUCCGAGGGGCUGCCGCCGGCCCCCCCACCUCUGGGCCGAGGCCACGACCACCGCUCGCUCCCGCAGAGGAAGCCGCUUUCCUCCGCAUCUUCCCACUCGGGCAUCGUCUUCUCGGCUCCGCGGAGCCAUGGCCCGCCGGCGGGCACCGCCCCGGCCCCGGAGGCACCCUCGGCUCAAGACUCGCCCUCCUCCCCCAUCUACGCCUCCGUCUCGCCUCCCAAGCCCGGCUCCAAGAGGCCACUGGACGCCCACCUGGCCCUGGUCCACCAGCACCCCAUCGGCCCCUUCCCGAGGGUCCAGUCCCCCCCGCACCUGCAAAGCCCCCCUGCAGAGGCCGUGCAGGCGGGGGGCUGCCUGCUGCCACCCUCGCCCUCCGGCCGCCCGGACCAGACGGGCACAAACCAGCACUUCGUCAUGGUGGAGGUGCACCGGCCCGACAGCGAGCCCGACGUGAACGAAGUCAGGGCGCUGCCUCAGACGCGCACAGCCUCCACACUCUCCCAGCUCUCGGACAGCGGGCAGACCCUGAGUGAGGACAGUGGUGUGGACGCCGGCGAGGCAGAGGCCAGCGCCCCAGGCCGAGGCAGACAGAUGGCGUCCACCAAGAGCAGGAGUAGCAAGGAGCCACCUCGGAACGAGAGGACCACAGAGGGGGCCCCCAAGCCGCCUGGCCUCCUGGAGCCCACGUCCACCCUGGUCCGUGUGAAGAAAAGUGCAGCCACCCUGGGCAUCGCUAUCGAGGGGGGCGCCAACACCCGCCAGCCCCUGCCGAGGAUCGUCACGAUUCAGCGAGGUGGCUCGGCCCACAACUCUGGGCAGCUCAAGGUGGGCCAUGUGAUCCUGGAAGUGAAUGGGGUGACGCUUCGGGGCAAGGAGCAUCGGGAGGCCGCGCGCCUCAUCGCAGAGGCCUUCAAGACCAAGGAGCGGGACUACAUCGACUUUCUGGUCACCGAGUUCAACGUGAUGCUGUAGGGGCCAAGGCCCGCGGGCCUCCCACGGCCGCCUGGCCCCCGGCCCUGGUCCUCCUCCCUCCUGGCAUGAUUAAGCUCUGCGAGGGCUGGGGCUGCAUGGCCAGGGUGGCAGGAAGAUCUCCCCGUACUCCUUCCCGGUCCACUGGACCAGAACCGGGAGAAGAGAGCCGGGCGGGCAAACAGAGGUCGGGUCAGGAUCUGGUGCCGUGCCCAGUACACAGCAGGCGCUAUACAAGUGUGGGUUUCGGGAUGGGGAAAAGGAAGGGCUGGGCAGAGCACCUGUGUCUUGACACUGCACCUGAGGCCUGCCAGGGCCUGUUACUCUGGGUUGGAUGGGGCACUGCUGCCCCCUGGCCAGCUAGGACCCGGCCCAUCCCCAGACGCCAGAGCCUUCAUCUGGAGUGGGUCACGCAAGGAUUCGUGGACAUGGCCCCCAGCUGGGGGGCGUCUUGCAGGACCUUAGUGCCACAAAUAAGCACCGAGCCGCCCCCCAUUCAGAUCCCCCCUCCCAGCUCCUUGUCCCCAUGGUAUUUAUUAUUUAUUUCCCUCUCCACACCCCUGGGGACCCCAGCUUCCCACUGCACCCCCAGCCUACCCCAGAGGCCUUGCAGGUGACCAGCGACGUCAGUGUAUUUAUAUACAGAGCUUAUGACUUUAAUUUUUCAAUAAAGAGAUCUG
Messenger RNA from Ceratotherium simum simum (southern white rhinoceros), 3408 nucleotides. RefSeq names its product whirlin (gene WHRN). Gene Ontology annotation, biological process: auditory receptor cell stereocilium organization; sensory perception of sound. NCBI's taxonomy places the organism in Eukaryota, Metazoa, Chordata, Mammalia, Perissodactyla, Rhinocerotidae. Gene Ontology annotation, cellular component: plasma membrane; cilium; stereocilium tip. The record is from RefSeq and is a predicted model, not a curated record. Gene Ontology annotation, molecular function: protein binding.